Molecule: messenger RNA, 2833 nt
Organism: Ceratotherium simum simum (southern white rhinoceros)
Lineage: Eukaryota; Metazoa; Chordata; Mammalia; Perissodactyla; Rhinocerotidae
Gene: TPCN1
Product: two pore segment channel 1
Biological process (GO): monoatomic ion transport; transmembrane transport
Cellular component (GO): lysosomal membrane; endosome membrane
Molecular function (GO): voltage-gated channel activity; monoatomic ion channel activity
Source: RefSeq, a predicted model, not a curated record
GAGGGGACGGUAGGAGGUGGACGCGAGAGCUGGCGCAGCUGCUGUGGUGGCAGCGGCUGAAGCGGCGGCGGCUGCAAGAGCUCCGGGCUCGCGGCUUUGGCGGCGGCGGCGGCGGCGGCGGCGCCGGCGGUCUGGGCUGCGCGGUGCGGACCCUGGCGCGCGGUCCGGGUUGCUGGGGCGGCGCGUAAGAUGUCUCUAAUGGAGGAGUUUCUGAGAAGCACCUCUGGGCCAGUGGCUUUGAAAGGGAGCUCCAAGCAGAGGCUGUUUGAAGCCCUGGACAUCGCAUCCUGAGGGCUGUAGGAGAAGAGAGCAUGGCUGUGAGUUUGGAUGACGACGUGCCCCUCAUCCUGACCCUGGACGAGGGUGGCAGUGCCCCGCUGGCUCCGUCCAACAGCCUGGGCCGAGAGGAGCUGCCCAGCAGAAAUGGAGGCAGCUGUGCCACCCACGACUCCCAUGCCCCCAGUCUGAGCUUAGGGGGUGAGAGUUCCCCCUCGAGCCCCACCAGACACAACUGGGAGAUGAAUUAUCAAGAGGCAGCAAUCUACCUCCAGGAAGGCGAGAAUAACGACAAGUUCUUCACCCACCCCAAGGAUGCCAAAGCGCUGGCGGCCUACCUCUUCGCACACAACCACCUCUUCUACCUGAUGGAGCUGUCCACGGCCCUCCUCCUGCUGCUGCUCUCCCUGUGCGAGGCCCCCGCCGUCCCUGCGCUCCGGCUCGGCAUCUACGUCCACGCGACCUUGGAGCUGUUUGCCCUGAUGGUGGUCGUGUUUGAACUCUGCAUGAAGUUGCGGUGGCUGGGCCUCCAUACCUUCAUCCGGCACAAACGGACCAUGGUCAAGACCUCGGUGCUCCUGGUGCAGUUCAUCGAGGCCAUCGUGGUGUUGGUACGGCAGACCUCGCACGUGCGGGUGACCCGGGCGCUGCGCUGCAUCUUCCUGGUGGACUGUCGGUACUGCGGCGGCGUCCGGCGCAACCUGCGGCAGAUCUUCCAGUCGCUGCCGCCCUUCAUGGACAUCCUCCUGCUGCUGCUCUUCUUCAUGAUCAUUUUCGCCAUCCUUGGUUUCUACUUGUUCUCCCCUAAUCCUUCAGAUCCUUACUUCAGCACCCUGGAGAACAGCAUCGUCAGUCUGUUUGUGCUUCUGACCACGGCCAAUUUCCCAGAUGUGAUGAUGCCCUCCUACUCCCGGAACCCCUGGUCCUGUGUCUUCUUCAUCGUGUACCUCUCCAUCGAGCUGUACUUCAUCAUGAACCUGCUUCUGGCCGUGGUGUUCGACACCUUCAAUGACAUCGAGAAACGCAAGUUCAAGUCUUUGCUGCUGCAUAAGCGGACUGCUAUCCAGCAUGCCUACCGCCUGCUUGUCAGCCAGCGGAGGCCCGCUGGCAUCUCCUACAGGCAAUUUGAAGGCCUGAUGCGCUUCUACAAGCCCCGGAUGAGCGCCGGGGAGCGCUAUCUGACUUUCAAGGCACUGAAUCAGAGCAACACGCCUCUGCUCAGCCUGAAGGACUUUUAUGAUAUCUACGAAGUCGCCGCCUUGAAGUGGAAGGCCAAGAGAAAUCGAGAGCACUGGUUCGAUGAUCUCCCUAGGACAGCAUUCCUCAUCUUCAAAGGAAUUAAUAUCCUUGUGAAGUCCAAGGCCUUCCAGUAUUUCAUGUACUCGGUGGUGGCCGUCAACGGGGUCUGGGUCCUCGUGGAGACCUUCAUGCUGAAAGGCGGGAACUUCUUCUCCAAGCACGUGCCCUGGAGUUACGUCGUCUUUCUGACUAUCUAUGCGGUGGAGCUGUUCCUGAAAGUGGCUGGCCUGGGUCCCGUUGCAUACCUGUCCUCCGGAUGGAACCUGUUCGACUUCUCUGUCACCGCGUUUGCCUUCCUGGGACUGCUGGCUCUGGCCUUCAACAUGGAGCCCUUUUAUUUCAUCAUGGUCCUGCGUCCCCUGCAGCUGCUGAGGUUGUUUAAACUGAAGAAGCGUUACCGCAACGUGCUGGACACCAUGUCCGAGUUGCUGCCGCGGAUGGCCAGCCUGGCCCUCACCCUGCUCAUCUUCUACUACUCCUUCGCCAUCGUGGGCAUGGAAUUCUUCUGUGGAAUCCUCUACCCCAACUGCUGCAACACGAGUACAGUGGCAGACGCCUACCGCUGGCUCAGUCACACCGAGGGCAACAGGACUGUCGUGGAGGAAGGCUACUACUAUCUCAAUAACUUUGACAACAUCCUGAACAGCUUUGUGACCUUGUUCGAGCUCACAGUUGUCAACAACUGGUAUAUCAUCAUGGAAGGCGUCACCUCUCAGACCUCCCACUGGAGCCGCCUGUACUUCAUGACCUUUUACAUCGUGACCAUGGUGGUGAUGACUAUCAUCGUCGCCUUCAUCCUUGAGGCCUUUGUCUUCCGGAUGAACUACAGCCGCAAGAACCAGGACUCGGAAGUUGACAGCGGCAUCACCCUUGAGAAGGAAAUCUCCAGAGACGAGCUGGUUGCUGUCUUGCAGCUCUACCGGGAGGCGCGGGGGGCCUCCUCGGACGUCACCCGGCUGCUCAAGAUCCUCUCCCAGAUGGAGAGGCACGAGCAAUAUGCCGUGGUGUUUCUGGGACGGAGAUCAAGGACCAAAAGCGAUCUGAGCCUAAAGAUGUACCAAGAGGAGAUCCAGGAGUGGUACGAGGAGCAUGCCCGGACGCAGGAAGAAGACCAGCAUCAGCUGAGCGGCAGUGGUGUCCUUGUCACCCGGCUGCCACCAGGCAGCCGCCUGCGCUCCCAGACUGUCACCUAACCCCGCACGCGCAAGCCAUCUCUUCUAUGCAAUAACACAAUAGUAUUAUUUUACUACGGUGUAUC